UCCAUGGCCAUGGCAUUUCGCCUCAUUAUACUCGCACUAGUACCGCUGCUGGCGACCGUGCUCGCUGCUCCUUCCCUUCCUAGCAGCAAUGACACUGACCUCGACGCGCUGCUUGCGUUCAAGGCGCAGCUGUCCGACCCACUCGGCGUCCUCCGCAACAGUUGGGCUACCAAUGUGUCCUUCUGCCGCUGGGUAGGCGUGUCAUGCGGCCGGCGCCAAAGCCAUCGCGUCACCGCCCUGGAGUUGCCGGGCGUGCCCCUCCAUGGUCAGCUCGCCCCUCACCUUGGAAACCUCUCCUUCCUCUCUGUUCUCAACCUCACCAGCUCCAACCUCGUCGGCUCAAUCCCCGCCGACCUCGGCCGGCUGCGUCGCCUUAGGCGGCUCAAUCUUGCACACAACAACUUGUCUCACUCCAUUCCAUCGACCUUUGGGAACCUUACAGGUCUCCAAGUUCUUGAUGUGAGCGGCAACAUGCUGUCUGGUCAAAUCCCAACGGAGAUGCAAGGAUUGCGCAACCUUGCCUACAUAGCUCUGCAUGCCAACUACUUGAGUGGUCAUCAGAUACCAACUCAUCUGUUCAACAACACACCUCUACUAAGCUAUGUCUCCUUUGGGAACAACAGUCUGUCUGGGUCGAUACCUGACAGCGUCGGCUCCUUGCCCAUGCUUGACUUCCUUGGCCUGCAGCGAAACCAGCUCUCUGGACCAGUUCCCUCGGCCAUUUUCAAUAUGUCUAGACUUAGGAUGCUGUAUAUGGCCAGUAACAAUCUGACUGGCCCUGUUCCUGGCAGCAAUGGUAGCCUUAGUCUCCCCAUGUUGCAAGUAAUAUCCCUCUCUCAGAACUACUUCACAGGUCCGAUUCCUUCAGGCCUUGCUUCGUGCAAGAACAUCAGGAUCAUCUCUCUAUCUCAGAAUUUCUUUACGGGUCCUGUGCCGGCAUGGCUGGGUGAGCUGCCAUUCCUUUCCGGCCUUUUAGCUGGGGGGAACGAACUUGUUGGGCAAAUCCCUCGUGUUCUUGGGAAUCUUACCAUGCUCACCAGGCUUGACCUCUCAUUCUGCAAGCUCAAUGGAGAGAUCCCGAUUGAAUUGAGCAAGUUGAGGCAGCUCAAUAUUUUGGAGCUUUCAUCUAAUGGACUCACAGGUUCUUUUCCUACUUUUCUUGGCAACUUGACAUCAUUAACCGCAAUAGGGUUGGCCCUCAAUCUACUGACCGGGUCAGUACCAGCAACACUUGGGAACAUGAGAUCACUACAACUCCUCGAUCUUGGAUCAAACCGCUUCCAAGGGGAGCUUGGCUUCUUGGAUGGUCUCUCGAAUUGCAGGGAGCUCCGUCUCAUAAAUUUGCAGGUGAAUGAUUUCAGUGGAGGCCUUCCUGACUAUACUGGAAACCUCUCCAAGAAGCUUGUGAGUUUUGAUGCAACUGGCAACAAGUUGACAGGAGGAAUUCCAUCGACAAUAUCAAAUCUAAGUGGUGUCAGCUCGUUGAUCCUUAUGAACAACCAACUAAGCCAGUCGAUCCCAGAAUCCAUCACGACUAUGGAGAACCUUGAGAGAAUUGACAUCUCAGGGAAUAGCUUUGUUGGUCCCAUCCCGGCGCGAAUUGGUAUGCUCAAGAGACUGGUACAAUUAUUUCUCUACAACAACAAAUUCUCUGGUUCUAUACCAGAUGGCCUUGGUAAUCUCACUUUGUUGGAAUACAUUUCCUUGUCUUAUAACAAUCUGUCCCAUAACUCUCUGACUGGUGCAUUGCCUUUUGAUCUCGGCCACAUGAAACAGAUUAACAAAAUAGAUCUCUCCAACAACAACUUGGUUGGCAGCCUUCCAGAUUCCUUUGGACAGCUCCGGAUGCUAACUUACCUAAGCCUGUCUCACAACUCAUUUCAAAAUUCUAUUCCAUACAGUUUUCACAAUUUAAUUAGCUUAGGAACACUGGACCUAUCUUCCAACAACUUCUCGGGUACCAUCCCAAAGUACUUGACAAACUUAACCUACCUCACAAGCCUGAACCUGUCCUUCAAUGAGCUACAAGGUUCAAUACCAGAUGAAGGUGUUUUCAGAAACAUCACCUUGCAAUCUCUGAUAGGAAACUUUGGUCUGUGCGGUGCUCCCCGUUUAGGGUUUUUGCCAUGCCUGGAUACCUCUCACUCUGAUAAUAAUGGACAUUUACUAAAGUUCUUACUACCUUCUUUUGCUUUAACAUUAGCGGCUAUAGCUAUUUGCUUAUACCUGCUGAUAAGAAGGAACAGUCUGAAGCAGGGAGAGGUAACGCCUGCUGCUGAUGGAGUUGAUCCAAUCAGCCAUAGGUUAGUGUCCUACCAUGAGGUUGCUCGUGCCACUGAAAAUUUCAAUGAGGACAACCUACUUGGAGUUGGAAGUUUCGGAAAAGUUUUCAAGGGCCAACUGGACGAUGGUUUGGUGGUGGCGAUAAAAGUGCUCAACAUGCAACUUGAGCAGGCCGUCAGGAGCUUUGAUGCUGAAUGUCAAGUGUUGCGGAUGGCCCGGCAUCGCAACUUGAUACGGAUAUUGAAUACCUGUUCCAACUUGGAUUUUAGAGCACUGCUGCUUCAGUACAUGCCCAAUGGUAGCUUGGAGACAUGCUUGCACACUGAAAAUAGUGAACCACUAGGAUUCAUCAAGAGACUGGACAUUAUGCUUGGCGUGUCGGAGGCAAUGGAGUAUCUGCACCAUCAUCACUGUGAUGAGGUUGUCCUACACCGCGACCUGAAGCCUAGCAAUGUGCUGUUUGACGAGGACAUGAAGGCGCAUGUUGCCGACUUUGGCAUUGCGAAGUUAUUAGGCGAUGACAACUCCAUGGUCUCAGCGAGUCUGCCAGGGACAAUUGGGUACAUGGCCCCAGAGCUUGCGUACAUGGGGAAGGCGUCACGGAAGAGCAACGUGUUCAGCUUUGGGAUCAUGCUGCUCGAAGUCUUCACCGGCAAGAGGCCCACAAGCCCCGUGUUCCUUGGAGAAUCCAGCCUCAGGCAGUGGGUUUCGCGAGCAUUUCCAGCAAGGCUCGUCGAUGUUGUUGACGAGAAGCUGCUGCAAGGUGAAGAGAUGAACAGGCGCGGCUUUCACCACGAAACCAAUACUACUACAUCGACAUUGCCUUCCACUGCCCGCAAGGGCGACUUUCUUGUGUCGACAUUCGAGCUGGGCCUGGACUGUUGGGCCGACUCUAGUGACCAGAGGCCGAGCAUGAGCGAUGUGGUCGCUAGGCUGAGGAACAUCAAGAAGGAUUGCUCUGCUUCCGUGGCAGCGAAGAAAGGGUCUCAGCAGCAUUGA
Molecule: messenger RNA, 3282 nt
Organism: Triticum dicoccoides
Lineage: Eukaryota; Viridiplantae; Streptophyta; Magnoliopsida; Poales; Poaceae
Product: leucine-rich repeat receptor protein kinase EMS1-like
Exons: 5
Coding region: 4-3282 (1092 amino acids)
Biological process (GO): protein phosphorylation
Molecular function (GO): protein binding; protein kinase activity; ATP binding
Source: RefSeq, a predicted model, not a curated record